CUAAAGGCCUUAUUCUCGCCGCCCCAAUAUAGUCCUGUUUGCGCGUCCCAUCACCCUCACGUCAAGUGAUUGGUCUCUAGCCGGUUCGACCGAAGCCAUGUACUCGCUGCUAUGCCGCUUGCCACAACGAGAAGCUGUCCGAGGGGCGGAUGGACAUUGGUAGCACAAUUGGAGGUAGAUGCCUCUGGCCCCACUAACUUGUCUUACACGCCGCAGCUGCACUCUGUCAUAUUCUACUGUCUGAUUCCCUUUAUUAUUUCCAUCUUUCGUUAUGACCAGCACCGCAACCCAGUCCUCGCCACUCUUGCGAACAAGAUUCCCUAGCAGUACUGCCAGCGUUGCGACACCGAGGUCCGAACAUCGGAUCCACCCCCCGCAAACACCAUGAGUGCAAGAACGUUGACAAACGUUGUGAACGACCAAACGGUUGCCCUAAAUGCUAUGAUAUAUGGAUAUGCGGGACACUCAUUGGUUACCCCUCAUGCUGCCUUACAACAAAUAUGGUGGACUGAUGAAAGGAUCAAUGAGAAAGUCACACAAGACUUCGUCACCUCGCGGCUGCAACCCCAGGAAAGAGAGCGCCUUACACAAUCCGUGGGCUUUGGCGAUCUUAGCGACGACACAUACAUCGAAUGGAUACUGGAGAAGGCAAGGAGAUUGUUUCUGGUGCUCGCUGAGAUUGGCGAGGCAGACAGGGUCUUUGCGGUUGUCGAUCGUUCGUGGGAUGAUGAUGACCUUCCGCUCCAGAUGGAGGAUAUCGAGCAACUCUCGCUUUCAAACAGACGCGACAACUACGCAAACACCCGUUUCUAUCAUACGCAAUUUUCCUUUCUACUUCGCGAGCUCCAAGACGGCGUACACAUAGACUACGCACCAAAUGAAGAAGUACCGCUGGAGUUUGUUAUGGGUCUUCCCCCUGCGGUCAGCCUCCAGAAUUGGUCCCGUGUCCAUCUACCCAAGAAACCAAAAGAAACAUAUGUACGGAGGAAAUUCGCAUUAGGAGAUGCUGAAUCGCCAGACGCUCUCGAGCCGGAAUUCAUGAUGGACAUAGAGAGUGCAAAGACGGUUGAGCAUGAACAUUUUGCCCGUAUUUGGGCCUCGUACACUGCGAAAGGUGCUGGCUAUGUUGUGACCAACUUUGUUGGACAACACACCCUCCGAACCUUCAUCGAUCAUCGAAAUCCCACCCAGUAUCAGAAGCUGUCCAAACCUGACAGAAGAUGGCUGGUUCUGAAUUGGCUUCACUGUCUAGCUGACGCAAUCACAACCCUGCACCAGAACGGGUUUUGUCAUUCUGCGAUACGGCCAUCCAACAUACUCAUCGAUGAGCGUAAUGAGAUCGCGUUCAGCGAUAUCGGCAGCUUGGAAACGUUCCAGAGGGACAAGAGACCGGAUCCCAUGGACGUUUACGUUUACAGCGCACCCGAAGCCAACGUCGUUCAAGGGGCUUUGGACCUUAGUUCGGCUUGCCCCGCACCCACAAUCCCAAGCACUCGACACGUCUCAAUCAUAAGCAAAAGCUCAUCUGGCUCUUCGAAUUCCAAUAGCAGUGGCUCGUACCGUCAAAAGCUGACAAAAUCCCCUACAAGCGAUUUGUCAGGGUUCAACUUCGGUUUCAAGAGGACUAAGCCAACACCGAAACCGCGUUCGCGCAUACACGAGACGGAAAAGGCAGACGUUUUCUCCCUGGGUUGUGUCUUUCUUGAGAUCCUUACCUUCAUGCUGAAGAAGAAGCCGAAUGACUUUGUCAAAUACCGAUCAUCGAAACAGAAAGUCAACACUGGCGGCAAGAACUUCCGAUCAGAUUCAUCGUAUCAUGCAAACCUCGAUAAGAUAUCCACAUGGAUAGACGUCUUGGAAAAGGCUUCGUGUGAACACGACGAUGAGGCCUUUCGCGCGGUGCCUUAUAUUCUAAGUCUGAUUCGAAUCAUGCUCAGCAGAGCACCUGAUGUUCGGCCUUCAGCACAAAAUGUGCGCGACAAGCUGUUUGAUAUCCUUCGCGACCACACAUCGAGAGAGGAUAUUCACUGUGGCGCGCACAAGCACGAUGGCGCAACGAAUUCGUCAAACUCGGGAUCUGACAGAGCAUCGAGUAUAGCCUCUCUCCGAACCAUGUCGACGAUGAGCUCGAACUCCGAUACUGACACGAUUCGACUGUCCACCUCGUACAAUACCCGUAUAGGCUCCGUUUUCAACCCUCACACAGACCGCCUGACCUUGUCUGGCAUUUCGGAGGAUGAUGGUGCUUCGGUGUGCACGGUGGAUUGGUCCAUACCGUCGGACGUGAACAACUCAUACGAGCAGCCGAGGAGGGCUCCUCCCACUCCGAUCUCUCCUAUUUCUCCGACAACGCGAUCUCCCACAUUUCCCACAUCGGCGGAACAACCCCCUAGCCCUUCGAGAUUGCGGUCGAACUCCGCCAAACUGAAAACCUGGAAAAGCAAAUCCUUCUUUACGAUGCCUUGAGACGGGUGUCAAGCCUGGAUUAGCUGUUGAGAAUUUAGAGCAAGCAUGUCGUGACAUGUACCCACCCGCUUCUAGGCGCGAUCAUGAGUGUUUUAGAUAGCCCGAUGUCCUCGCGACAUGCGGUUGGCGUUGCGCAGAGUUGUAGUUUUGGUGUCACCUCGAGAGGAGAGAUAGACUGGUAGCGUUGGACACGUGGACAUGCGAAUGAUGGUCUAGGCAAGACGGAAGAUUACAGAGUUGAGAUGUGGACAGCAGAACGGUGCUCUGCACCACAGCGUACGAGUCGUGUUGUUGAGUUGUUAUACCCCAGCGAAGAUGCGUUUGUUUGUACGACACUGAAGGCUCGGCGAGAAUGGAAUAUAUGUAAUGACGAUCGAUACUGGCGAGAGGGUGUUGUAAUAUGCACAAAGCCUGUC
Dothidotthia symphoricarpi CBS 119687 is the source of this 2882-nucleotide messenger RNA. RefSeq lists its product as uncharacterized. Bases 385 to 2466 code for a protein of 693 amino acids. Gene Ontology annotation, molecular function: ATP binding; protein kinase activity. Gene Ontology annotation, biological process: protein phosphorylation. The transcript has a single exon. The record is from RefSeq and is a predicted model, not a curated record. NCBI's taxonomy places the organism in Eukaryota, Fungi, Ascomycota, Dothideomycetes, Pleosporales, Dothidotthiaceae.